UGUCACCUCUGUCUCUAGGCAGUAGUGGAUUCAUCAAGCCUUUGUGUCUCUUUUUCCUUCUUCUCUCAGCGCACAAGUGAUCGGAGGGGUGAUGCCAGGGGAGCUGGAGAGAGAGCCUGGAAUCAAGGCACGCUCCAUUCAUCAAGGACCGCGUCCCUUGACAAGCUUGCAGUCCUGAUAACACGGGCCGGACGGGACUGCUUCUUCUGACUCGUCUUGCUCCGACACGGUCACGGAUGGAGAAAUUUCACUGGUGAAGGACAGAAGGUGAAGGGGUUGAAAUCUGGUCUGAUUUGUGUUUGGGCUCAUGAUGUGGCGGAUGGUUCGGUGUCCUUUCGGACUUGGUUGAACUGAACUUGGCCGGAGCCGGGAAUGCUCUCGGGGGAAUUGGAAAUGGCUCGUCCCAGCAGAAGAUCGGUGACUUCAAACCAAAAAAAUCAUCAAUUUCUUCACCUUCUUCACCUGCUUUCAUCGAAUCUCUACAGGAUUUUGAAGUAGCCACCCUUGUUUUCACAUCUUCCUGCUUAUUUCUUUGGACCGUCCUGAAUCGGAACCACCCCAACGUCUUCAUCCGAUCUGCAGCUUUCCCCUCAGCGGUGCUUCAACGUCCUGGGUGAGUGGGCGGUGGGGGUCGCCCAAGGAACCCCUGGACACCUGGGCGCCACUGAGCCGCCAAAGGCCGGCGAAGCGGGGCAAGGCUCGGCGCUGGGAAGAUGGCUGCUCUCGCCAGCUCCCUCAUUCGCCAGCGAAGGGAGGUCAAGGACCCCCAAGCAAACCGGCAGAUUGCCAGCAAGCGCAAGCCGUGCCCGAAGAGCAACAAGUCGCUCUGCCAGAAACAAAUCCUCAUAUUGAUAUCAAAAGUUCGACUAUGUGGCAGUCGAGGGAGAAAAAUGGAAAAAAGACCGGAGCCCCAGCUGAAGGGCAUCGUCACACGACUCUACUGCAGACACGGAUUCUACCUCCAGAUGCUGCCGGAUGGCACCAUGGAAGGCACAAAGGACGAAAGCAGCUCCUUUUUGCAGUUCAACUUGAUUCCUGUGGGACUCAGGAUAGUGGCCAUCCAGAGCACCAAGACGGGGCUCUACGUCGCCAUGAACAGCGAGGGCUACCUCUACACAUCGGAACACUUCACGCCGGAGUGCAAGUUUAAGGAGUGCGUCUUCGAGAACUACUACGUCACAUACUCAUCCAUCCUGUACCGGCAGACCCAGUCGGGGCGAGCCUGGUACAUCGGCAUCAACCGGGACGGCCAGGUCAUGAAGGGAAACCGUGUCAAGAAGACCAAGGGUGCUGCUCACUUCCUGCCCAAACUCAUCGAAGACUCCCAAAACGUUAAAACAUCUUCCCCUCGUAAGAGUUUGGCGUCGCCGUUUGUCCGAAUGAAAGGAGUGGGUGUGAGUGGCUAUCGAAAGCACAUCUGCAUCGCUCUCAUCCACCAGGACGACGGCCGGGGAGGGACUCCACCUCUUAGCAGCUAA
This is a messenger RNA of Gambusia affinis (western mosquitofish), 1478 nucleotides long. RefSeq names its product fibroblast growth factor 11a (gene fgf11a). The record is from RefSeq and is a predicted model, not a curated record. The transcript is spliced from 6 exons. Gene Ontology annotation, molecular function: fibroblast growth factor receptor binding; growth factor activity. Gene Ontology annotation, cellular component: cytoplasm. The coding region runs from base 714 to 1478 and encodes 254 amino acids. Gene Ontology annotation, biological process: positive regulation of protein phosphorylation; cell differentiation; regulation of cell migration. NCBI's taxonomy places the organism in Eukaryota, Metazoa, Chordata, Actinopteri, Cyprinodontiformes, Poeciliidae.